This is a messenger RNA of Staurois parvus, 278 nucleotides long. Lineage: Eukaryota; Metazoa; Chordata; Amphibia; Anura; Ranidae. The record is from the annotation of a GenBank genome assembly.
CAUCAUUGAUGUCAGUGGGAAGAAACGUGCCCCAUCAUUGGUGUCAGUGGGAAGAAUCGUGCCCCAUCAUUGGUGUCAGUGGGAGGAAUAGUGCCCCAUCAUUAGUGUCAGUGGGGGGAGGAAUAGUGCCCCAUUGUUGGUGUCAGUGGGGGGAGGAAUAGUGCCCCAUCGUUGGUGUCAGUUGGGGGGUGGAAUAGUGCCCCAUCGUUGGUGUCAGUGGGGGGGGGAGGAAAUAGUGCCCCAUCGUUGGUGUCAGUGGGGGAGGAAUAGUGCCCCAU